AAUCAUCAUCAUCAUCGUGCGGCGGUAGUGCUAAGGAGGGGAUAGUCAGCAAAUCACUCAGAACUCAAAUGUUGAUCGCGACUAUGCUCAACUUUGGGCGUAUUCAACAAGUGUUGUUUUGUUGAUCAUCAUGUCGCUUUUGACAGAUAAAGAUUAUUUGAUCCUUUCUUUAAGAUUGGCCUAUUUACGCAGAGUUGACGAUCAUGCAGGACCUAGAGUGAUCACCGUUCCCGAUAUCGUCAAUCUGCCCAACAAAUCACAAAAAGUACAACAGCAAAGUGCAUCAGAAUCAACCUUACGAACUCAAAGGUCAUUCACCGAUCUUGAUCAAAUUAUAUCUGCUUCUACAAGGGUUACUGCCGAUGUAAAGAACGAAAUACAAGAGGAUGAAUCUGUUCAUUCGAUCAUACCACCUUACCCCAAAGAUUCUCUCGUCGUCAUUGCAGGCUUGAAUGAUGCACGCAAACAUCCUGAAUUGACAACGCUUCAUUCGCCCAAAUUUACUGCAGAAAACUUGCAAGCGGUAGGCAGACAAGGCGAUGAUCCAUUCUUGGCCGAUUCGAGUGGUGUAAUGAAUGGGAAGGGUGAACUACAUGAUGCAAACCGCAAUCGUGCUGCUUCUCUCGGAGCCAAUGGACUGAAACAUACGACCACAAUAUAUGGACCUGGAAGAACUGGUGCCUUGGGAAUGAGAGUGACAGGAAGGAGAAAUGUAAGCAUUGAGGGAAGGCGACGAAAGAACCUUCGUGAAGGGAGCGAAGUGGGGCAAGGAACAGGUGAUGAGAAGCUUGGGAUUCACAGACAGAAGAGAGAUGGCUCGCUACGCACACCGUCUGGAGAAUCUACCAAUUUCGAAAAGUCAAGCAGGGGACGUUUGUCAGAUCAUUCCUCAACUUCAACGGCCGUAGACGGAACGCCAAGCGAUCGCAGUUCAUUCCUCUCAAAUCAAAUGCAGAUCCCUCAAGUUGCUGUCCAGCCGUCUUCACAUGAUAUGGAUGAAAAGGGAGAUCAUAUGGUUCGCAGAUCUUCUACGAUGCUAAGGCCAUCCAAGUCUCCAGAACUAUCAUCGAAGCAAUCUGAAUCAAGUCUUGGUCAGAUCAAACCUCGUAAUCGUAGUAGCAGUCAGCCUCAUAGGCCUGGCCUUCCUAGCAAUCUGUCUGCGCUCUCUGUCUCGCAAAGUGAGCAAGGCAUGCCGACACAAUCUUCAAGCAGGAUAUCCAACGAGCGCAGAACCACAAUGCCCGGAGGAUUCGAGGAUAUGAGCUCGGCAGUAGACUCGCAGCAGGACUUGACUGAGUCUCCCUCUACCUCGACCAGUAGAUAUGCUCCUCCUCCUAGGCCAGCGAGAAGGACAAGAAAGUCAAUUUCCGAACAAUCAAGUCAUUCUGCUUCUGCGGUACCUACGUCAACAAAUGAAGAUCCAAUGCUUCAAGCUGAUGGACGUCAAAGAAGUCAGUCGGAAGCAAUCAUGCCAGGCUCCAUGCCUCCUUCUAGACCCAUUCUAUCAACAUUGCAAAAUGCGGAAGGCCAAGAGAUAGAGCACAACCUUCCCAGAGAGCCAAGCUCUACAACACUUGGUUCGGCAUCAUACAUGGGUAGAACACAAAGUGAAUCGACAAUUUUUUCUCUGGCCUCACCUCGCAUCACUCGACAGCGCGGCCUUUCGAACAGAUCUCUUCAGAGUGACGGAUCUCUGAGAUCGGCUGAAGCAGUUUCGAACAUUGACAGGCAACACCCGGCAAGCUCGACAUUUGCACCUGUUGCCGAGCAUCCUGAAACACAUUUGCUAUCCGAAAAAGAUGAAUUGUCUGAAUCGCCGGCGCAAAAGCUGGAUGGACUGGAUGUCUCAAAUCAAGGUUCGAGUACUUACCUCUUGUCCCCAUUCAAUGGAAGGGAAAAGGUGAAUGGCGAGCUUGGACUGUUUGCCGAUGGCUCACCGAGUGGACUCGCUUCGCCUUUAGGGAAUAGCGGACACAUUUUAUCGCAACAGCCAGUUGCUCCUAUUGCGACCGGGCUUGCCUUGGAUCAGGGCUAUGCAUCGGUGGACUUGACACCGGGUCUUUCUUCUGCAGGCGGAGAAAGUGAAGAGAUUAUCAGGAGAGGCGAAAAAUCUCUUCAUCCUAAACCUGCAGAUUUGACAAGUCGAUCACCUUCUCCAUUUGUCAAGACAAAUCCUUUGGUGCUCAAGAAACAAUUUGAUAGUCGCAACAAAAGUUCAGCACUCACAGCAUUGUUGAGCACACGCAGCGAAUGUCCUGAUAACCCAUUCAAUCAAAGGUACAAGAAUGUGGCUGGAAGUAGUGUAUCUGCAGGUGGAAGUGCAGUGAUUGAAGUAUUCUUCCCCUUUGCUAAUGCAGCAAAUGCUCCUCCAAGAUCGAUGAAACCUUCCAGUGGUGCCUUGGCUGUGAAUGUUGAUACGAAAUCUAUGCGAUUGAGCGUGCGCAAGGAUGCAACGAUGGAAGAGUUGAUCGGAUACGGGUUGUAUUGUUACGUUGAAGAAGGCUGGCUGCCUACAUUGGAUAGCACGCUAUCACAAGACGCUGCUGAAGAACAGAGAGAGAUUCGAUUAAGUACGAUUGCAUGGACAUUGCGCUUGGUCGAAGAUGGUGAAGUGGAUGACGAUUAUCCCGCUUUAGAUCGUUCGCUCACUGUUGGUAAAUUUGGAGCGGAUGAAUUGGCAAUCUGUGAAGCGACACCAGCACAAAUUAAACAAAAUCAAUCCGCUUCUGCUUUGUUGGAAAGGCGAGUUUCGCGACAGAGGCAACAAUCUACAGGGUUGCAAGCCCUUCAGCCACCCACAGGUGCGGCAAAUUCCAAGCAACCGGCCAUGACGCCAUCACAGGCCCAAAGUACUACGGGAGACAUUCAAGAUGCCUCCAUGUUGACCGUUCAGGCCACACCGAUGUUCCCAACAUCGCUACUGGGCCUUCGAAGAGAUGGUGGUGGAGAGAUUUCUGGAUCCUUUGGGCCAGCAACGAGUCCCAAUCUUUCCAAUCACGGACCGCCCAUCUUUCUGCGUAUUCUCGUUACUCCCAAUAAGGAUGUUCGAUACAAAACCACUCUGCAAGUCACCAAUGAUCGUUAUUUGGCUGACGUUUUGGAAACGAUCUGUAAGAGACGUGAUCUGGGAUCGCCUGAAAAGUGGGCAUUGGUAGUGCCGGAGAAAGACAUCGUUGUUCCACUUGAUCGAACGGUGGAGAGUCUGCAAGGAAAUUAUGAUCUUACAUUGGUACGCAGACAAGAUUUAGGUCUUCAACAUUCGGGUGCCUUUACCACUCAAAGCACAAAUCCAAACGCUUCUAUCUUUAAACGAAUCUCACAGCCUGAACCACGCUAUCAAGCAGCGGCGAAAGAGAUUGCCUCCGUUUACAAAUCGUACACUGUCAAUCGAAGAAUGCCAACAUUCUUGGGAAGACAUGAACGUACUCUUACGAUCGAUGGCGAUUGGUUACACAUCAUUCCUACUGAAACACGCGCAUUUCAAACACAUACAACCACAACUUCUUAUCCUAUCCCAUCUAUUGUGAGUUGUACGCAAUCACGUUUACCUUCUUCUUUCAAGGUGAUUGUGAUGCGAGAGAAUGAUCAAAAGCGGUACGACUUUGAAGCGGAAAAUUCAAAGAUCGCAACAGAGAUUGUGCAAGAGAUCAAUGCUUUGCUUCGAAGCAAACAAGGAGCCGCCUCAGUGCGCAAGUAAUCCUUUCCGAAUAUACUGUAUCAUAUCACACAAUCUAUUAUUUCGCACAUUUU
Messenger RNA from Meira miltonrushii, 3750 nucleotides. RefSeq lists its product as uncharacterized. Gene Ontology annotation, cellular component: plasma membrane; cytoplasm; TORC2 complex. Bases 131 to 3697 code for a protein of 1188 amino acids. The transcript has a single exon. Gene Ontology annotation, molecular function: phosphatidylinositol-4,5-bisphosphate binding. Gene Ontology annotation, biological process: TORC2 signaling. The record is from RefSeq and is a predicted model, not a curated record. NCBI's taxonomy places the organism in Eukaryota, Fungi, Basidiomycota, Exobasidiomycetes, Exobasidiales, Brachybasidiaceae.